Bufo bufo (common toad) is the source of this 2520-nucleotide messenger RNA. Its product is annotated as zinc finger protein 605-like. The transcript has 7 exons. The record is from RefSeq and is a predicted model, not a curated record. Bases 176 to 1564 code for a protein of 462 amino acids. Gene Ontology annotation, molecular function: RNA polymerase II cis-regulatory region sequence-specific DNA binding; DNA-binding transcription factor activity. Gene Ontology annotation, biological process: regulation of transcription by RNA polymerase II. NCBI's taxonomy places the organism in Eukaryota, Metazoa, Chordata, Amphibia, Anura, Bufonidae.
CUUCUACAUAUGUGACUGAUCACAUGGCCAUGAAAUCAACAAAGGUCCUUUAGACCGCCAGGAUCUAACAUCUGCUGUUGGGUGGACUGUGCUCUGUGGCUAUAUUCUGCACUAACAGUGGUUACUUCAUGCUUACAUCUUUACACCGUAACUACAUCCCGCUCACAGAGUAUGCAUGAUGAACACCUACCAAGAUCAUGUGACUGGAAAACUAUUACAUCUCACCCUGCAGAUCAUCUACCUGCUGACUGGGCAGGAUUAUGGGCCCAUAAAGAGGUCCGAGGAGGCUGUGAAGCCCACCAGUGAUCAUCAUAAGUCAGGAAGAUGGAAAAGAAUCCAGACCUCCAUUAUGGAGUCUUCAACCCAUGCACACACGACACUUGACGCAAACAAUGAGCAAAAGAUCCUAGAAGUCACCAACAAGAUAAUUCAUCUGCUGACUGGAGAGGUUCCUAUAAGAUGUCAGGAUGUCACUGUCUAUUUCUCCAUGGAGGAGUGGGAGUAUAUAGAAGAACAUAAGGAUAUGUACAAGGAUGUCAUCGUGGAAAAUCAGCAGCUCCUCACAUCACUGGAGAGGUCCAGUAAGAAAAGUUUAUUAAAGAGGUGUCCCGACCAGGAUUUUCCUCUGGAUGAACAAGAGGAAAAUUAUAAUAUCCUUCAUGAUUUUAAGAGGGAAGAACUGUAUUUUAUUAAAGUUGAAGGUAUAGAUGGAGAAGAAGAGAGCAAUGCAGGAAACUGUCAACAAUAUCAAAUGGAGGAAAUACUUCCUACUAUCUGCUCAGGAGAGGAACUUAAUAUUGGGAUUCUUCCUGAGGACCAUCUUCCAAAGAUAACAGAAAGACAUGAUAUCCCCAAGAAUUCUUCAAAUCUUAUUACCUUGGACAUCCAUCCAUUUCAGUACAGGUCGACGCAAAUUCUAUCUGAUUGUAUAGAUCCAGGAGGUUUAACUGGAUCUCCUAACCUAUCUCCAUGUUCCAGUUUUCAUCCUAUGCAAGUUCAGGAAAAGCAAACUGGGGAAAAUACAAAUCUAAUCUUACAACAUGGGAAUAACAUGAAAAAUGGAUUGUUCUCUUGUCUGGAGUGUGACAAAAGAUUUAAACAAAAAGCUUAUCUCAUGGCACACCAGAAACUUCACAAUGGUCAGAACCAAUAUCAGUGCACAGAGUGUCCAAAUAAAUUUCCAUGCAUGUCCAAACUUACUCAACAUCAGAAAUUACACAGCAGAAAGAAGCAGUUUAAUUGUAACAAAUGUAGAAAGGGCUAUAUGGCAAAGGACAAUCUUAUUUGCCAUCAGGAAUCCCACAUUAGGGAAAAACCCUUCAAUUGUCCCGAGUGCGGCAAAUGUUUUUCACGAAAGAUGGUGCUCAUGAGACAUCUGAGAAUACACAAUGUAGAGAACCCCUUUGCAUGUUUGGAAUGUGGGAAAAGUUUUACCCAGAAAUCUGAUUUGGUGCGACAUCAGCGAACGCAUACGGGAGAGAAGCCAUAUACCUGCCUGGCAUGCUCAAAAGGUUUUGCACAGAAAUCUGGGCUUGUGAGACAUCAGCUAAUUCAUAGAGAUUAGAGAUUAGAUUGUAUUUUGUUUUGAGAUACAUAUUUCUGCACCAUAGGGGGCAGUGUUGUAGGAAUAACUGCUGGUAGUCCCUUAGUCCCUUAGUGGGUUAAUGAAAUUGUAUUUGUGAGCCAUAAAUGUUAUUACUUCCUUUUCCCUGCUAAUACAAAGUGCAAGAGAAUGAGUAAGGAAAACAUUAGAUUCAUACUUAAUGAUAUGUGAUUUCUAGAGCUAGAUAUUAUGCAGAGGUGAUGUUGUAUAGUCUAUAUAUCUAUUAAGACAAUGUUCUAUUUAAAAAAACACUGAUGCCGGCGUGUUAACCCCUUGUAAGCCCCAGCUAACCAAAAGCAGUCAUAGUUGGUUGGCCCAAUGCAUCUUCGCACCUACCUUCCUCAGGAGGCGUGAAAGGUGGCACUGUUAUAGCAACUCCACUGGCUGCGUUACUGUGAGACCGUGGUGCUCCCACAGUGACAAUACCAGCUGCGCUGCGCAUGCGCAAGUAUAGUGGGGCUCGAUGCCCUUACUAUAUACUGUGACGGACAGGCCAAGGUAGCUUGCAGAGAGUUGAGAUCACCAGCAGAGGGGUAGGGCAUCGCAGGCAGUUAGGAGCGCACGGGAGAGGUACUGGGCACUGUCAAUGGGUGGGCUGAGCUCUUACAAAGUUUAGAAACAACCUGCUGGGCACUUUGCACCCUAAUUUGCAUAUAGAAUACACAUUGUUUUCUGGACAUAGAAAAUCCACCCAAAAAUAACAAAGGUAUGUUUUAAACCAAGUCUGACUCCACAACAGCAUGGUAGCAUUACUGAUAUAGGGCAAAUGGUGAUAGAUUCCCUUUAACCCAAAAAUCAAACAUCCCUGCCUACAUUAACAUCAGGGGUUGUUUCAAGGCCCACCAGUUUUCCCAGGUUUUCCCCCAUUAUGUAAAUUGAAAGUCUCUAUCAACCUAUCAAUUUCAGCCCUUGACCAA